CAUGUUGGCCACUUAAAGACCUCAACUUAUCCUGAAGACUUUUAAGAUCGUUGAUUUCUUUGAACAAAAGAAAACCUUUUGUGUUUUGGCAUUUUCAAGGUGAUUUUAAGCCCAUGGUUUCAUUUCAUCACUGCGAAAUUUCCUCAAGAUGUUUUUACCAUUUCAAGAGAAGAGGAUGAAAUGCCUCACUUCGAUUUGUAGGAAACACUGUUGGAGAGUUGUCUGCACUGCUAUUUAGUGAAAUCAUGCAGACCAUUUUAACGUUGUGGAGGCAAGAAUUUCAUAACUGUUCAUCACGCUGCACAGUUGACGCACUGUGGGUAUCUGUGCAAUUUGCUCCACUCUUUCACAACUUCAGUAUAACAUUUUAGAUUUUGUUUUGCGUGAAAUGUUCGCUGCUUUUUGUUGCAUACCGUGAAAUGUGUGUUUUCAACAACUUAAAGCGAUUCUUUAAUGGUUUCGAGGGGCAUAAAAUGGAAGCGUAUGCUCGCUGGUUUAACAUGUAAAGAGUCAUGGUGCAUUUAAUGUCAUAGUAAAUCUAGUCUAUACUAAAACAAAUGAUAUAGCCAAUUUAGCAUGGCACAGUCUCUUGUGUGCCAUUUAUACAGGGUAUACCACCUAACCCUAGGACAAAACAUGUUGAAAGCCCAGCAAGUGCACAUUUGGUCGAUCAGUUGCAGGAAUGGCUCAUCUGCGAUACUUUAUGAACUUUCAUCCGCGUCAAGCUAAAGACCUUGCCAAACCACAAUGGGUGUAGUUAAAUUGUGGACUAGUUAUGCAAGGCUUUCACAUCCCUGCCCACUGGAAAAUCGAGACGGAAGUCCAUUGCAUCUCCAAAUUUGCGUGGUGGAUUUACAUUUGCGUUUGUUAAUAUGCUCCGCAUUAAUCAUACACUGAUGUCCUGCUGUCCUUUGUCCCAUAAUUCAAGGCACACUCUCACAUAGUACGUGAAGGUCCAGUUCAACGGUAUAUCCAAUAAAAGUGCAAGUGAGCAACAGAGAAACGCAGGACACAUUCAAAAAGUGUUUUUUUAACACAAGGUUUCGGAUGAAUUUGCGAUUCACCAGCGCGAUUUGUUUCAAAUUUGAUUUGCAACAUUUGUGAAUGAUUUUCCCACAGCAUUUCCAUUGUCUGAACUGAUAUGAUUUUGCAACUUCUGCUCUGCUAAAACUUUUCAUCUUUCCAAGGGAUUUGAUCUCUUCUCUUAACUCACUGACAUGUUUCAGGAUUGUGGACGACAAUUUAAAGACGCUUAUUAACGAACAACCAAACUUUUUUUGAAGCAUUUGAGACGCACAAAGAAAGAAACCAGUAAACCCUCUGGAUCGAGUCAUGUCUCGCCGAAGAAGCCGCAGCGCAUCACCGGGGCGUUUUUCUCGCACUUGCAGCAGUAAUGAUCCGAGAGAAAUGGAGAGACGAAUUUUUGUUGGGAAUUUGCCGACCUCGGACAUGGAAAAGAAGGAUUUGGAAGACCUGUUCAGCCCAUAUGGGAAGAUAGUCGGCGUGUCCAUGUUUCGUGGGUUUGGAUUUGUACAAUUUGAACGUGUUGAGGAAGCCGAAGCUGCAAAGUCUGCCCAAAAGGGUCGAAUAUAUAAAGGUUAUAAAAUAGAUGUAAAUAUGGCAGUGGAGCGACGACAAGCUAAACUUCAAUCCCAGCAGAGCCCUCCACGAAGGGCCCCGUAUGGCAGUUAUGGGGACAGCAAAGAACCCCGACCUCGGUCACGCUCACCGGUUUAUGGACGGGAGAGCCGUGAAGGGCGUGAGCCUCGGGAGAGCCGUGAUGGGCGGGAGUCUCGGGACAGCCGUGAUGGGAGGGACCCGGGUAGAGAGUCGAGGCCAGGUGGCCACUCUCGUGACCAUGAUUACCGGUACCGUAGCUCAGAGAGCAGAGACAAAGACCCCAGAGGCCCAGAACCCAGAGGCCCAGACCCCAGAGGCCCAGAGUCACGUGAUCCUGCAUACAGCAGAGAUGACUAUGACCGAUACUACCGCAGUGGCAGUGGUGCAGAAGACUUUUAUCGGAGGAAGGAUGAACCCUUCAGGGACCCUUACAGAGAUCCCUGGAACGGACGCCGUGAGCCAGAGGUCGCCUCCAACCUCUCCUCAACAGUAGAUGAUCGUGGUCGACCAGAAGAGCGCCGGCGUAAUGAAUUGUAUCGACAGUACUAUGAAGAACUCCAGCGGCGCUACGACACUGACCGUCCUGUUGACUGCUCUGUGAUUGUCGUCAACAAGGCGCAAAAUGUGUACUUGUGCUCCGAAAACAACUGUAGGGAGUAUGCUGAGACGGUCGGGCGGAAAGUCCGUGAUUUGGGCAUGGUGGUGGAUCUGAUCUUCCUCAACACAGAAGUCUCACUAACCCAGGCACUGGAGGAUGUAGGCCGAGCUCGCACUCCCUUUGCCAUCAUCAUUACCCAGCAGCACCAGGUCCACCGGUCCUGCACUGUCAACAUCCUGUGUGGCACACCGCAAGAGCAUCGGAACAUGCCAAUGCAGGACGCCAUGAUGCUGGUUGCCCACAAUUAUGACACGUACAAAGUUGAAAACCGCGAAAAAGAACGCGAGGAGAUUGCCAGAAAGGCUGCCAAGAUGGCAGACAGUGUAUUACUCAGGGAGCCUGACAGAGAGGGCCACCCUGUUUCUGUGCUCACCGCCAUCACGCUGCUGUCUGAAAACAGAUUUGUAACACCAGAGGAAAUGGAUGGUCUCAUUGCCUACCUGACGGACAAAAGAACCCGGCUGCUACGAAGCGCUGCAGACCCUCUUGCAGCUACAGUCCAUGCUGCGGCUCCUGCAGCAGUACACCAUGACGUUCCGCCCUCAGCUGCAGGACUGCCACCUGCAUCCCAUUCUACUCGCACACCCGCACAGACCAGCCACCUCGGCUUAUCAGCUGCUUCAGGCGCCUCAGCUAACCCCAGCCAUCAGCAGGAGCUGCAGGCUAAAAUCCUCAGCCUGUUCAACAGCGGUAGCGGGGUUUCAGCAGGCGCUGGUGGCCCACCCUCCGCCUCCCAGCCACAGGCCUACAGCUCCCUUGGCCCACCCCCGUCCCAGAACCCAGCCCGCCCAUCCAUGCCUGGCCCUCCUGCAGUUGGAUCCCAGGGUUAUGGCACCCCACCUGGCCGCAUGCAAGUCCCACCCGGUGUUCAAAGACCCCCCACCUCUGCUUCAGGUAUCAAUUUUGACAACCCAAGUGUACAGAAAGCGCUGGACACCCUCAUUCAGAGUGGACCAUCUCUCAACCAUCUGGUGGGCCCUGCUGGCUCACAGCAGCCACCCCCAAGGUCUGCACCCGGCAUGGGCCAGAUCCCGCCUAUGUCCAUGUAUCCCCGACAUUACUGAUAGGUUGUAGUGAAUUCAUUACUUCUCCUAAUGUGAGGUCCACUUCUCCCUGUGACACAAGUAGACACCACAUCAAUUCUCUGUGCAGUGAAUUUACCAGCUGUGAGUAGGAAGAUUGGAAGGUUGGAUCUUUUGUAAGCUUUUAAUCCUUUUUUUAUUUUAUUUUUUUUUAAUUGAGUAUUGUGUUCAGUUGAUUAAAUUUGACAACUUGUCCAGACUUUGUAAUGGUCUGUAUUUUCAAUUAUUAGCCAGAAGAUAAUUAUUCUUCUUACAUGUAAGUUAAACUAUGAGGCAAAGUUGCAUGUGCAAAGUACACUAUACUUUGGUUUAUGAUGGACUCCUUAGUUCUUUUCCAACCAUGAUCGAUUGUGUUUUAUAGUUAACAGUGUCUUUUUAAUUUGUAACACUUUCAUUGUCAAAACAAGACAUGAUUAAAAACUCCACACAAUUGUAGUAAUAAAA
This is a messenger RNA of Sander lucioperca (pikeperch), 3804 nucleotides long. It is a transcript of the gene ncoa5, whose product is annotated as nuclear receptor coactivator 5. Gene Ontology annotation, molecular function: RNA binding. Gene Ontology annotation, biological process: regulation of signal transduction. Gene Ontology annotation, cellular component: nucleoplasm. The record is from RefSeq and is a predicted model, not a curated record. NCBI's taxonomy places the organism in Eukaryota, Metazoa, Chordata, Actinopteri, Perciformes, Percidae. The transcript is spliced from 10 exons. The coding region runs from base 1333 to 3342 and encodes 669 amino acids.